CCGCCGUCCUCACCUUCUCCAAACCCUCCUCCCACCUCCUCCCCGUCCUCCGCCCCUACACCCCCAUCACCCACGCCAGCACCCCCGGCCACCUCGACCUCCUCGUCAAGCACUACCCCUCGGGCAAGCAAUCCACCCACCUGCACUCCCUCUCCCCCGGCGAUUCCCUCGCCUUCGUCACCGCCAUCCCUGGCUACGCGUGGCAGCGCAACCGCUUCCGCCGCAUCGCCUGCAUCGCCGGCGGCGCGGGCGUCACGCCCGUCUGGCAGCUGGUGCAGGGGAUCCUGGCGGAUCCAGACGACAAGACGGUCGUGGAUGUCGUGUAUGGGGCGAAUAGCGUCGAGGAUGUGUUGUUAAGGGAGGAGUGGGGGAGGCUGGUGGAGAAGAGCCGGGGGAGGUUGAGGGUGCACUACACGGUUAGUAGGGGUGGGGAGGAGGGUGGGGAGUUUAGGAAGGGUUAUGUGACGAAGGAGUUGCUGAGGGAGUUGGGGGUCCAGGGGGGCAAGGGGGAGGGGGAGGGGGAAGAGACGUCGAUGGUGUUUGUUUGUGGGCCGCCGAAGAUGGAGGAGGCGUUGGUGGGGAAGGGGAGGGGGGGUAGCGGGGGCAUUUUGGCCGAGUUGGGGUUUAGGAAGGAGCAGGUGUAUAAGUUUUGA
Molecule: messenger RNA, 653 nt
Organism: Lasiodiplodia theobromae
Lineage: Eukaryota; Fungi; Ascomycota; Dothideomycetes; Botryosphaeriales; Botryosphaeriaceae
Product: NADH-cytochrome b5 reductase
Exons: 1
Biological process (GO): ergosterol biosynthetic process
Molecular function (GO): cytochrome-b5 reductase activity, acting on NAD(P)H
Source: RefSeq, a predicted model, not a curated record